UACAACUAUUGACCAUUAUUUUGGAUGUAAGCAAAAUAGUUCCAGGAUAAAGUUCAAACGAGUUAUAAUUUUUGGAAUAUCUGAAACUAUUCUUUCAUACUCUUUCCCUGUUGAGGCUUUUCCUAGUUUCAACCAAUAACUGGCGAUAAAACGAGUGUGUUCAAAGGCUCCACCUACACUGUUCCUUUUUGGCCUAACAGCCCCAUUACUACCGAAACACAACAUUACAAUACAAGACUCCGACUACCUUGUAACGGCUGCCAAGGAGGAAUAUCGGUUCCACUUCAGGGUCAGUCCUGGUCCGACAAUUUUAUCACGGCCAACGAGCAGACGGUUUUUUUCCAGGUCUAGGACACGAUUGAAUGCCAAAGACGCUCAUCAUUCUUCCCAGAAUGACUUCUUUCAUACUUCGAGAUGCGAUGAACUAAGCAGAGUUGAACACAAAUUGUUUUGAAGUUCGCCGCCUUGAUUGGAUCCCUUCAAUCAAUUUCUGUUUGGAAUACUAAACAACUACAGGACUCAACUCGAAGCGCAUCCUGAAAAGUACUCGGUACUCAUCUUCCGGUCACGUAGUGACCAGAAAUUAAAAACUGAAAUUUCAGAACCGCAAUCUCUAACAAGGAUCCGAACCUCAUCCUUAUCCACGUUCGCUUCUGGCUUCAUUUUAAUCACGAAACAGAAUUCAAAUAAAGCAGCCAUAAGCAGUUAAGAUCCUGCUCGGAUUUUCAUGAUGUCGUGGCUUUCGCCCAAUUUAGGAGUAGACAAUAUAUUGGCGGGUCCCGUGCCAGACCCUUCCGAGGACACCGAGGCCAAGCGCUACGAACGGCGAGAAGUUGUGGCGGAAUGGAGAGUCCCGAUGCAUGGCAAAGUGCAUCGUAUUGAGUUCGAGCACGGUACCACGAGCGGGAAACGUGUCAUUUGGGUCGACGGGCAGGAGGUCACUCGACGUGAAUGGAUGUUCAAGUUGGUGGGUGAGGACUUCUUCACACUGGAGGGUCUUCGAUGCAUCAUUCGGGUCGAUCCGGCACCUGGCUUCAAGUACUAUUAUCAGUUGUUCGUCGAUGGGCAUCCUUUUGAGCAGUUCACAGAGCACCAGGCUCGGGUACUCAAAACAUGGCUCGUUAGAGCUGACGAUGAUGGCAAGGAAUACAGAAUUGUUCUCGAGAGAGAGUCCUUAAACAUAUUCUUGAAUGGGAACUUGCGAGAGGAAGUGGGUGAGUUUGUUGAUGGAGGCACUGACACAGAGUUCAGUGAGGACGGAAUCACAUUUAUUCUAAGUGCGCGAGCCAGUGGGAAUAAAAAGGACACUAUGAUUUAUACCCUAACCGCGAACGGAGAAGAAGUUUCAGAGCACACCGCUGAGUGACGAAAUGUAUGUGAAUUGUAAAAAUUGUUAU
Hermetia illucens (black soldier fly) is the source of this 1397-nucleotide messenger RNA. RefSeq names its product fas apoptotic inhibitory molecule 1. The record is from RefSeq and is a predicted model, not a curated record. Gene Ontology annotation, biological process: negative regulation of extrinsic apoptotic signaling pathway via death domain receptors; canonical NF-kappaB signal transduction; positive regulation of neurogenesis. Bases 728 to 1366 code for a protein of 212 amino acids. The transcript has 7 exons. NCBI's taxonomy places the organism in Eukaryota, Metazoa, Arthropoda, Insecta, Diptera, Stratiomyidae.